This is a messenger RNA of Candoia aspera, 2501 nucleotides long. RefSeq names its product thioredoxin reductase 3 (gene TXNRD3). Gene Ontology annotation, biological process: glutathione metabolic process; cellular response to oxidative stress; cell redox homeostasis. The record is from RefSeq and is a predicted model, not a curated record. NCBI's taxonomy places the organism in Eukaryota, Metazoa, Chordata, Lepidosauria, Squamata, Candoiidae. The transcript has 16 exons. The coding region runs from base 86 to 1906 and encodes 606 amino acids. Gene Ontology annotation, cellular component: mitochondrion; cytosol. Gene Ontology annotation, molecular function: glutathione-disulfide reductase (NADPH) activity; thioredoxin-disulfide reductase (NADPH) activity; flavin adenine dinucleotide binding.
ACCCAAAAGGAGGCGAUUGCGCAAUUGGGAUCUGUUGGUGACCGCUGUUUCUUCGGCUUCCGUCAGGGUUAGGCGAGGGUCCGCCAUGCCGCCUCCGGGUCAAGUCCGGCUCCCAGACCGGGAUGCGCUGAAGCUCCGCGUCCGCAGCCUGAUCAGCUCCCACUGGGUGAUGAUCUUCAGCAAGAGCUACUGUCCGUUCUGCAGGAAGGUGAAAGAUCUCUUUAAUUCUCUGGGAGUAGAAUACACUGCUCUGGAACUUGACAAGAUUGAUGAUGGACCUAGUAUUCAGGAAGUAUUACUAGAACUGACGAGCCAAAGGACUGUCCCCAAUGUGUUUAUAAAUGGAAACCAUGUUGGUGGAUGUGAUCAAACUUUUCAAGCUUACCACAAUGGUACAUUGCAGAAGCUUUUAGGGAAUGGAAAGGGUGAAGCGAUGGAAUCUUACGAUUAUGACCUAAUUGUUAUUGGUGGUGGAUCUGGUGGACUUGCUUGUUCCAAGGAAGCUGCCACCUUAGGGAAGAAGGUCAUGGUCUUAGACUAUGUUGUACCAACACCAUUGGGUACUACUUGGGGGCUUGGUGGCACUUGUGUAAAUGUUGGUUGCAUUCCCAAGAAGCUGAUGCAUCAAACAGCUUUAUUAGGUCAGGCACUGCAAGAUUCAAGGAAGUUUGGCUGGGAGUAUGAUCAGCAAGUUAAACACAAUUGGGAAGCCAUGAUUGAAGCAAUUCAAAAUUAUAUAGGAUCUUUGAACUGGGGAUAUCGGGUGGCUUUACGUGAGAAGACUGUGACAUACCUCAAUGCCUAUGGAGAAUUUAUUGGACCACAUAAGAUCAAGGCAACAAAUAGAAAAGGACAAGAAACUUUCUACACAGCUCAGGCAUUUGUUAUUGCUACUGGAGAAAGGCCACGAUAUUUGGGUAUCCCAGGAGACAGAGAAUAUUGUAUUACAAGCGAUGACCUCUUCUCCCUUCCCUACUGCCCUGGAAGGACUCUAAUUGUGGGAGCUUCUUAUGUAGCUCUGGAAUGUGCAGGUUUUCUUGCUGGCCUGGGUUUGGAUGUCACAGUUAUGGUGCGCUCAAUCCUUCUUCGUGGCUUUGAUCAAGAAAUGGCAGAGAAAGCAGGUGCCUACAUGGAAACACACGGAGUAAAAUUCAUCAGAAAGUUUGUUCCUGUUGAGGUUAUAAAGCUGGAGGAUGGCAUGCCCGGAAAACUCAAAGUAACUGCAAAAUCCACUGAAGGAUCACAAAUUAUUGAAGGCGAAUAUAACACUGUUUUGAUAGCUAUUGGCCGUGAUGCUUGCACCAGAGGUAUCGGCUUGGAUAAAAUUGGUGUGAAAAUCAAUGAAAAGAAUGGGAAAAUACCUGUGAAUGAUGAAGAACAAACCAAUGUACCUUACGUCUAUGGGAUUGGGGAUAUUUUGGAAGGAAAGCCAGAACUUACACCAGUUGCCAUACAGGCUGGCAAGCUAUUAGCACGAAGACUUUUUGGAGGAGGUUCUGUAAAGUGUGAUUAUGUCAAUGUGCCAACUACAGUGUUUACACCUUUGGAAUAUGGUUGUUGUGGCUUACCAGAAGAGCAAGCUAUUGAACGAUUUGGACAAGAUAAUAUAGAGGUAUAUCACAGUUUCUUCUGGCCACUUGAAUGGACAAUACCCAGUAGAGACAACAAUACCUGUUAUGCAAAAGUAAUAUGCAGUAAGCUUAACAAUAACCGUGUAAUAGGAUUACAUGUUCUCGGACCUAAUGCUGGGGAAAUAACCCAAGGUUUUGGGGCUGCAAUGAAAUGUGGUAUCACAAAAGAAUUACUUGAUGAAACAAUUGGCAUACAUCCAACUUGCGCAGAGGUAUUCACUACAAUGGAAAUUACCAAAUCUUCAGGACAAGAUAUCACUCAGAGUGGUUGCUGAGGUUAAACCCUGCUGUUUAAACUGUUCUCUGUUGGUCCACUUACCUAUUGGAAGUUUCAUAAUGCAUACCAAAAGACACGGGUAAAUAAGUAAUAUGUGAUUGUAGUAUUUUAGUACUACAGGUGAUGCAUUUCUGAAACUUCCAUAAAAGAUAGUGGUCGCUGCAGAAAUAGUAAACAGCAGGGUGUGAACAUUAAUCCUGACGUGUUUAGAAUGGCACGCAAGUGUAUUUUUGAAGUUAUGGUUCUGAACCUCAUCUGGAGGCGAGUCAUAGCUGAUGAUUUCUAUGCAAAGUUGGGAAAACCUAUUCGUCCAUUCAAACAAGUAGAAAAAUUUCUUCCAGAGGAACUUCUGAAUUGCAGAAGUGGAAUUUCUUAGUUUUAGUGGUUUUGUAUGAACACUCAGGCACAGCUGAAUGUAUGAUUGAUAAUUUUGCUAGCAUCUCCUGUUAACUUAGUUGAGAUACUAGUGCAUUUUGUUAAUUGUUAACAUGAACGCUGAGGUUUGUUUGCAUUUUUUAUAAAUAGUUCAUAUAGUAAAAAAUCUGUUUUAUUCCACUGUGCAUCAACGCUCCCAAGACAUGUAAUGUGUUAUU